Messenger RNA from Daucus carota subsp. sativus, 1591 nucleotides. Its product is annotated as protein DMR6-LIKE OXYGENASE 1. Gene Ontology annotation, molecular function: 2-oxoglutarate-dependent dioxygenase activity. Bases 356 to 1387 code for a protein of 343 amino acids. The record is from RefSeq and is a predicted model, not a curated record. The transcript is spliced from 3 exons. Lineage: Eukaryota; Viridiplantae; Streptophyta; Magnoliopsida; Apiales; Apiaceae.
UAAUCUGUGAUUAACAUAAAACAAAUCAGCCAAUAAAAUGAUUAUGGGUCAAUUAAUUGGAUUCUAAAUUCUGAUUCUGGUUAUUAAGAAAAAAGUAUCCGAGGUAGCCGAAAUAAUGUUUUAGUUGUAUAUUUGGGGGCAAUGUGGAUCACGUGAGAUUUUAAUAAUCAUUCUUAUUUGUGUUAAUCGAUUGGAAUCCGUGAUUCAAAGGGCACCUUAAUCUUUCGAUUAAAUUUUAAUAUUUAUUUCAUCUAGUUGGUCUGGCCACUCCAGAUUAUUUAAAUGGACCAGUACAAGCUAACUCCGCACUUGCAGAGAUUUUAAAAUUCUGAUUGUUUGAUCACCAUAGUCAACAAUGGGAGAAGUUGAUCAGAGCUUUAUCCAAGCUGUUGAACACAGGCCUAAACUCACUUUCACUGAGGCUCAAGGCAUCCCAUUGAUUGAUCUUUCAAUAUCAGAUACACAACUUGUUGUUUCCCAAAUAGGCCAUGCUUGUGAAAACUGGGGGUUUUUCCAGGUGAUCAAUCACGGGGUUCCUGUAAAAUUACGCGAAAAGCUCGAGUCUGCAUCGAGGAGCUUCUUUGCUCAGCCGAAAGAGGAGAAGCUCAAGGUAAAGAGGGAUGAAUUGAAUCCAUUUGGAUAUUAUGACACUGAGCACACUAAAAAUGUUCGAGACUGGAAAGAAGUGUUCGAUUGUACAGUUGAGAAUCCAACAAUAUUGCCUGCUUCUCCGGAUCCUGAUGAUAAGGAACUGAUCACCUUGGUUAAUUACUGGCCUGAAAAUCCUAAAAAUUUCAGGGAGGCAUGCGAAGAAUACGCUCAAGAAAUGACAAGACUUUCUUUCAAAUUAAUAGAGCUCUUAGCUUUGAGCCUAAGCUUGGAAGCAAACAGGUUCAAUGAGUUCUUUAAGGAGUCAACCAGCCGUCUCAGGCUCAACUACUAUCCGCCCUGCCCUGUCCCUGACCUAGUCCUUGGCGUUGGUCAACAUAAAGAUGCAGGUGGCCUGACCAUUCUGUAUCAGGACAGUGUAGGAGGACUUGAAGUGAGGCAAAAAUCUGAUGGAGAGUGGAUUAGGGUAAAACCUACUCCUAAUGCUUACAUUAUCAAUGUCGGCGAUGCAAUUCAGGUGUGGAGUAAUGAUAAGUAUGAAAGUGCAGAGCACAGGGCAAUGGUGAAUCCAGCAAAGGAAAGAUAUUCGAUUCCGUUUUUCUUUGAUCCUGCUCAUUCGACAACAGUGAAGCCUCUGCAUGAGCUGACAAGUGAUGAAAACCCUCCAAAGUUCAAGGCCUACAACUGGGGGAAGUUUACAAUGAACAGAAAACAAAGUAAUUUCAAGAAACUUGACGUAGAAAAUAUUCAGACAUAUCAUUUCAGGGUAUCUGAAUAGUACCCUGUAAACAUAUACAACUGGAUAUCAAAUAAGGCUGCGAUCUCAUGGUAGGAUUGUUGUCAUGUCAGAAGCAAAAUAAUGUACACCAGUUUCAGUUCAGCUUUCAGCUUCUACUUUGAAUGAUGUGUAAUAAAUUAUAAUUUCGGAUGGAUGGUGUAUAAUGAUAUAUAAUAUUAACAUCCAGUUCAUUAGGACACACAA